UACUCCUAUCUCAAAACCACCGAUUCCUAUCCCAACCGGAGAGCGGUGUUCACCAAAACCGCGUGAACCUAUCCCUCCCUUUUUAUUGAUCCCUUGAUAAAAUUACUCGCUGACCGCCCUCCUCUCUCCGAUAACGCCGCCCCUCUCACUUCUCUCUCCUCUUUCACUUUCUCUCUCCUCCCCCAAAAGACCAGAUCCCAGAAUACCACUAGCCACCCCGGUUUUAGGGUUUCGCCGCCGCUGACACCCCAAGUGCGCCUUCCCUCAAUUUCUAGGGUUUCGGCUAAUCCCUCUCGUGAUUUCGUUUCCCGAUCUGGUCUUUUCGAUUUUGGGGAUUUUGUUUUCUUUUUCGAGUGAAAUUUCGCUUCUUUGUUGGUCAUUGGGUCUCAAGCCGCGAUCUUUUUUUUCUAUUAGGGUUUCGGUUGCCGAUCUUGGUUGGAUCUGGUCUUUCGACCGUCGUUUACCUCGAAUUGCUUGAUGCUUUUGAACUAGGGAUAAUUCUCGUAGGAUCUUGGGGAAUUUCGUUAGGGUUCAAUUGAUCGUUGAAUUUGGGAACUGGGCUGUUUUUUCAUGUUGCGUUUCUUUUUUCCUUUGGGAAUGCUCAAUCAACAUUCCAAAUAGGGCUGUUUCCUCAUCGGGUAUCGGGGAUUUUUGCUAGGGUCCGGUUGAUCAUUGAAUUAGGGAUUUGGGUAGGUUUACUUUUAUCUGGGGUUUCUUUUUCAGCUUUGGGAUGGGUAGUUCUGAGGGUGGGAACGUUACGAAUCAAGCGCCGAGGCACUACGGCGUGACGAAGCCGAUCUCUACUGCUGGGCCAUCAGAUGUUGAUCUGCAAAGAAGCGUGGAAUUGGAGAAAUUCUUGGUGGAUGUGGGACUCUACGAGAGCAAGGAGGAAGCUGUUAAGAGAGAAGAAGUAUUGGGACAGAUUGAUCAGAUUGUUAAAGAGUGGGUGAAGCAACUGACUCGACAGAGAGGGUAUACUGAUCAGAUGGUUGAGGAGGCCAAUGCUGUUAUUUUUACAUUUGGUUCUUAUCGCUUAGGAGUUCAUGGACCAGGGGCAGACAUUGAUACUCUUUGUGUUGGACCUUCAUAUGUCAACCGAGAGGAGGACUUCUUCAUUGUUUUGCAUGAUAUUUUGGCAGAGAUGGAGGAAGUAACUGAACUACAACCGGUUCCAGAUGCUCAUGUUCCUGUGAUGAAAUUCAAAUUCAGUGGAAUAUCCAUUGAUCUUCUCUAUGCUAGUGUAUCUCUUCUAGUAGUUCCAGAAGAUUUGGACAUUUCUCAAGGAUCAGUGCUUUUCAAUGUUGAUGAACCCACUGUUCGAAGUCUUAAUGGAUGCAGGGUGGCAGACCAAAUUCUUCGCCUGGUCCCUAAUGUUGAGAACUUCCGCACUACACUGAGAUGCUUGAAGCUUUGGGCUAAAAGACGUGGUGUCUAUUCCAAUGUAACUGGGUUCCUUGGAGGAGUUAAUUGGGCACUGUUAGUUGCCCGGGUUUGCCAGCUGUAUCCAAAUGCCGUACCUAGUAUGCUAGUUUCUCGGUUCUUUAGAGUUUUUACUCAGUGGCGCUGGCCAAACCCUGUCAUGCUUUGUGCUAUUGAGGAGGAUGAACUUGGAUUUCCUGUGUGGGAUCCAAGGAAGAACCCUCGAGAUCGUACUCAUCAUAUGCCUAUCAUUACACCUGCGUACCCAUGUAUGAAUUCUAGUUAUAAUGUUUCCACUAGCACGCUCCGGGUUAUGAUUGAGCAGUUUCAGAAUGGAAACAAGAUCUGUGAGGAGAUUGAAUUGAAUAGGACCAACUGGAGUGCUCUUUUUGAACCGUACCAUUUCUUUGAGUCAUACAAGAACUACCUUCAAGUUGACAUAAUUGCUGCUGACUCUGAUGAUUUGCGUGUCUGGAAAGGCUGGGUGGAAUCUCGAUUGAGGCAGCUGACCCUUAAGAUUGAGCGAGACACAUUUGGGAUGCUGCAGUGUCAUCCGUACCCAAAUGAAUAUGUAGACACAUCUAAACAAUGCGUGCACUGUGCUUUCUUUAUGGGCUUGCAGAGAAAGCAAGGUGCGAAAGUCCAGGAAGGUCAACAGUUUGAUAUUCGUGGAACUGUUGAUGAGUUUAGAAAUUCAGUUAACAUGUACAUGUACUGGAAACCCGGUAUGGAAAUUUAUGUUUCCCAUGUGCGGAGGAGGCAGAUUCCUUCUUUUGUGUUUCCGGAAGGAUUUAAGCGACCUCGGCCUUCAAAGCCUACGAACCAACAAAAAUCUGACAGAAUUGAAAAUGAAGUGGACGAAUGUGAUGGUAGGUCUUCAGAAAGACAAUUUAAGAGGAAAAAAAGUCCUGAUGAGGACAUUGGAAGGCAAAGACUUGAGAAGCGUCUAUCGAGCAGCCCAGAUCCAGAGAAGCAUUUUCCGUCUGAGCCUGGGAGUGGAGGAUCUGAUGGAGCAUCUAUAAAAGUGGAGAGAUCACCUAACACUUUGCAGUAUCCUGUUACGAAAGUUGAUGAAGGCUCAAAAUUGACGUCUCCUGAUUCUGGAAAUAAGAUCCCCUCUGAUUCAGACACUGGAUUUUCUUGUGAGAGAGGUUGCACGGAUGAGUUGGUUCAAUCCCGUAUACAAGAAAAGGUUUUGGAGGCAGCACUUGCAGAGAGCAAUCAUGGGGUGGAGAGUGACUUAGCAGGGGAUUUCCAGCCAAAUGCUUCCGCCCUUGGGGUGGUCCUGACAGAUCGAGGUGGAGUUAGUUCAGAACCUGUGCAAAAACCGGUGAUGAGGCUGAGUCUGACAUCAACGGCAUGAGUCUUUUGACAGUUGAGUCACAAAUGAUGGGCAAAGAAGAUCGCAGAUGAAUGACAAGGCACAGCAUCUCGUGGUAAGUUCUACUUGACCUUGAAGUUAUGGUUUAGACGAAAAGGCCAAAUUCGGGGAGAAUGGAGGAAGACUAGCAAAGGGGAUGAUAGAGGCAAACUUGCUCUUAAUGUACAGUGACAUUAAUAUGAAGGUUAUAGGGGUGUGGUUCUGUAUGUUGUGGGGGUGUGGCCUCGUAUGCUCGGGGUUGCUGAGGUGGGUGUUUGUUUAUCAUCUUUGGUGAUAACCUGUCAUUUGCUUUCUCUUAGAACUAGGUCUUAGGUCUAGAAACUAGGUUAGGUUUUAGGGUUUCUCAUUAAUAUUUUCUUCUUUGUUGGCGCUUUCCUCUCAAAUUUGUAUACUUCAACCUUGUAAUACAGUUUCAUGAAAAAUGAGUUUGGUAUGUGCUUGC
Asparagus officinalis (garden asparagus) is the source of this 3242-nucleotide messenger RNA. Its product is annotated as nuclear poly(A) polymerase 4-like. NCBI's taxonomy places the organism in Eukaryota, Viridiplantae, Streptophyta, Magnoliopsida, Asparagales, Asparagaceae. The coding region runs from base 731 to 2782 and encodes 683 amino acids. Gene Ontology annotation, cellular component: nucleus. The record is from RefSeq and is a predicted model, not a curated record. Gene Ontology annotation, molecular function: RNA binding; poly(A) RNA polymerase activity. The transcript has 12 exons.